Molecule: messenger RNA, 3897 nt
Organism: Nannospalax galili (Upper Galilee mountains blind mole rat)
Lineage: Eukaryota; Metazoa; Chordata; Mammalia; Rodentia; Spalacidae
Gene: Slc19a3
Product: solute carrier family 19 member 3
Exons: 7
Coding region: 340-1983 (547 amino acids)
Biological process (GO): transmembrane transport; vitamin transport
Cellular component (GO): plasma membrane
Molecular function (GO): thiamine transmembrane transporter activity
Source: RefSeq, a predicted model, not a curated record
GUUCUGUAGACAGAGUGAAGAAAAGCAAACCCAGAGCCCACUGGUCAUUUCAAAGUUACUUUCUUGGGGAGGUGGGAACCGAGACUGAAGACCAGGACAAUAAUCUGUCAAUUACCCGUUACUACUUUUAGAAUUCCAACAGAGAGUGGAAGGGUGAGCACUCAGAAGCAGUAAACCAUCCGGAAGAGGCUGGCCGUUGCCCUGGCAGGUCAGUUCUUAAGGAGAGCCUCCCUCCCAAGCUGAAGGGAAUUGUGGCUGGUUGAGCUACGCAGCAGUUGGAAGGAACAUAAGCUGGAUUGAAGGCAGGAACUCACUCCCAAUUCUAAAAGAGAAACAGCCAUGAAUUGCUUCAGAACUUCAUCAAGCAACUCUUGGGUUUAUCCUACUGUGAUACUCUGCUUAUUUGGAUUUUUCUCCAUGUUAAGACCCUCAGAACCAUUCUUAAUCCCAUAUUUGUCUGAACCAAGCAAGAAUCUAACCAGUAUAGAGGUGACAAAUGAGAUCCUUCCUGUUUGGACAUACUCUUACCUGGUCCUGCUGCUCCCAGUGUUUGUCCUCACCGAUUACCUACGCUACAAGCCAGUCAUGAUCCUCCACAUCGUUAGCUUCAUCAUUACCUACCUGCUGCUCUUCUUUGGCCAAGGCGUGACGCUCAUGCAGAUAGCUGAGUUCUUCUUUGGGAUGGUCUCAGCCACAGAGGUGGCGUAUUAUGCCUACAUAUACAGUGUGGUCAGCCCAGAGCACUAUCAGAAGGUGAGCAGCUACUGCCGGAGUGUCACACUGGUGGCUUACACAGCAUCCGCCGUGCUGGCCCAGCUCCUGGUAUCCCUGGCAAAACUGCCAUACUCUGACCUCUUUGUCAUAUCCCUGGUCUGUGUCUCUGUGGCUCUCCUUUUCUCACUCGCUCUACCAAUGCCUCAGAAGAGUGUGUUUUUCCACGCAAAACCUAACAGAAAAGCUUGUCAAAAGCCAGUGGAACAAGAUUCUGUCCUAAAGGAAGCUCAGAAGGGCCACAAAACAGCUCACCAAGAACUCUUCACCACUCCAGGGAAUCCAGAGGACAGAGAGCUGAGCAGCCUAAGGCCAGGAAAUGUGGCUUUGAGCAUCUUUGUGCAGUGGUCCCAAGAUCUGAAGGAGUGCUACUCCUCAAAGCACCUUUUUUACUGGUCUCUGUGGUGGGCUUUUGCCACAGCAGGUUAUAACCAGGUCUUGAACUUUGUUCAAGUUCUGUGGGAACACAAGGCACCCUCCCAAGACUCUUCAGUCUAUAAUGGAGCAGUAGAAGCUAUUGCAACAUUUGGAGGAGCUUUGGCUGCCUUUGCAGUUGGCUGUGUGAAGAUCAACUGGGAUCUGCUAGGAGAGCUGGCCCUGGCAGUCUUCUCUGUUGUCAGCGCAGGCUCCCUGUUCCUCAUGUGCUACACGUCCAGCAUCUGGGUGUGCUAUGCUGGCUAUUUAGUGUUCAAGUCCAGCUAUAUGCUUCUUAUAACCAUAGCAGUAUUUCAGAUCGCAGUUAAUUUGAGUGUGGAGCGCUAUGCCCUGGUCUUUGGCAUGGACACCUUUAUUGCCUUGGUGAUCCAGACCAUCAUGACUGUAAUUGUGGCAGAUCAAAGAGGACUCCACCUGCAAGUCACCAUUCAGCCAAGUGCGCAAAGAACAUGCCAAGCCCUGCUACCAUUCAGAGUCCAACUGAGCCACACCCAGAGGAGCCAAGAAAUCUGUCAACCAAGCUCUGACCUGAUACCAUCAACUCCAGUGACAAAAGGGCAGGGUUUUGAGAUGGACAGCAGAAAGUGCUUUGCAUUCGCAGACACGCUCGGCCAGUAUGGAUUUCAAAGCCACAGCAAAAUCUAUGCUACAAACCAGAUGUCUAUAUGCCCAGCUGAAUUGCAUGCAGUCCAAGUGGGCCCUCACAGUUGUGUUAGUCACUCUUCUUGUUGCUAUGACAAAACACCUGACAAGAAGAAACUCAAGGAGGGAACUUAAUUUAUUUAGGCUCACAGUUUUGUGAGGAUACAAUCAUGGUGGGGAAGGCAUAGCAGCAGCAGGAGGAGGAGGCUGCAGGUCACAUGGCAUCUGCAGUCAGGAAACAGAGGGCCGUGCGUGCUGGUGCUCAGCUUGCCUCCUCCUUUUCACUCAGCCUAGCACCCCAGCCCAGGGAAUGGUGCCAUACACAUCUGAGGUGAGUUUUCCCACCACAGUUAACCUACUCUAGAUAAUUCCUCAAAGAUAUUCACAGAGGCUUGAGUCUUCAGUGAUUCUAGAUUCUGUCAAAUCAACAUUAACAGUAUUAACAGCCGAACAGCCUGUGUUGGAGACCCUCAUAGAACUGGGAAAUUCUAGUUCUGAUCCCUUGUAAGAAUAAGAAAAUGGCACGGAAACAAGCUGUGAGGAAACCCCAGGUAUCUGGAGUUGAUGCUCCCAUGAGCAAGCACAGACACCAACGGGACUGACCUGUGCCCCACUUAGGUGCUUACUGGAUCUAAGCUGUGGCACAUGGGACAUUUUUCUUCAUCUUCCACUAAGUGAGUUUUUGUUUUACAUUAAUCUUUGAGAGAAUGAUCAGGUUUGGUCCCCUUUCUAAGAUUCCUUUUCAACUCUAAAAAUAGCAUUGCUUUGUUCACACACUGUGAUUGGAUAAUCUCACCAUUGUAAUUUUUAUAGUUAUUUUUCAUUUUGUGGUCUGCUGAACUUCCUGUUGAAACUCUACUUCUCCCAUGCCUAUGUGUCUAUGAAUGAUUUCACAUCAAUUUUCAGUGCUCUGGGAGAGGUGAUGAGCCUCCUUCCUACCAUCCAAGCACUGAGAUAUGUCCUCAGCCCCAUACUUAAUGUUUAAAUGGCAGAGAAUAUACUAAUGAAAUUAUUAAAAAAAUUUUAAAAGUCCAAUUUUUUAUUUCUGCUGAAAGUUGUCCUAGAAUAUAUGUCAUUUGAAACACAGUGGAGAAUUAUUCUGGGAAAAAGGAAUGCUGAUUUAGGAUUUGUAAUUCAAAUAUAUUUUAUCACAAAUUCCAAAAUUCUUUCACUGGUAUUAAAAUUCAUCCCCAAAGCCAAAACAGUGGUAUCUUAGCUGCAGUUUUGUUUUUUGUAAUUUCAGUACCUAUGGUCAACCACAGCCCAAAAUUAGCAAGUAAAAAGUUCUAGAAAUAAACAGUACAUCUUUAAACUGUACGCUGUUCUGAAGCACACAAAUAAAAAUCUCACUGUCUGCUUUGCCCUGCCUGAGAUGUGAUUGUGGAACUGUCACAUCAUGGUUCCCUCAGUUUUCAGAUCUACUGUGGUCCCAUCUCAGCACUUACAUUCAAACAAACUUUAUUUUUGUUAAUGACCUCAAAGUGCUAGAGUAGCAAAGCUGGAAACCAAGAAACGUGGAAAGAAGCUGACCAUCACAGGUGUGUGUAUAUGUAAAAACGUAGCAUGGAUGUAAAAACAUGGCAGGCUCCAUUACUGUCUGUGGCUUCAGCCUCCACUGGAGGUCAUGGAAUGUGCACGCCCUGGAGAAAACUAGUAACAACCUAUCUAGAUGGAGAGAAUAACCAUUGCUUAUUUAACUUCUUGUACUUGAGAUGCUAGCCAGUAUAAUCACACAGGAAAAAAAAAAAAUCAGAAGUCAAACAGUGGAAAAGAAGAGGCAGAAUGUUCCAGAGGCUACAAGUAUAUCCAAGAGCCUCAACCGAAAACUGAGAAACCAACAGUUUCUGUAAUACAACGAUCUGUAAGACGUGAGUGGGAAAGACCCCACUUAGAGUGGAACAAAGUGGUAAAUACAUAUGACCGCGCUUACUCUAUUAAGUGUGUGGGAUACAUGAAUAGGCCUGAAAACAGGUCAAAAAGUAACAUCUAGGGGCUGCAGAGAUGGCUCAGUGGUUAAAAGCACUGGCUGCUCCGGAAGGGACCUGGGUU